CGGCAGAUAAAAGGCGGCGGCGGCCGCGAGUGCUCUCGGUGCGCGCUGGGGACGCAGUUGUUACUGACCUGCCCGCGGUCUGCACGCCCGGGAGCGAAGCUGGGGGGGACGCUGGGCUCCUGCAGCUCCGAGGACCUUCCCCCCUGAGACUCCCCACAAGGGGCAAAUCUUCGCGGCGGGGUGGCCGAAGCCCCCUAUUCCCUGCGGCACCGGUGUUUCAGCCUAGCUUAGCUCGGCCAGCGAGGCUAUGGACUCGGAGGAUGACCCCCUGCUGCAGGAUGUGUGGCUAGAAGAGGAACAGCAGGAAGAGGAGACCUUGGGCGAGGCCUGCAGAGGUGUCUCUGGGCCAGGGCUGCCCUCCGGAGCACAGGGCUACUGGCGACGCUGGACGCUGCCCUCCCGGCCCCCAGCCUCAGGGUUCUGGAGCACCCUGGGCUGGGCCUUCACCAACCCAUGCUGCGCAGGUCUGGUGCUGUUCCUCGGCUGCAGCAUCCCCAUGGUGCUGUCCGCCUUCAUGUUUCUCUACUACCCGCCUUUGGACAUCGACAUCUCCUACAAUGCCUUCGAAAUCCGCAACCAUGAGGCGUCACAGCGCUUUGACGCUCUGGCCUUGGCCCUCAAGUCCCAGUUUGGAUCUUGGGGGCGCAACAGGCGGGACUUGGCGGACUUCACCUCCGAAACGCUGCAGCGCCUCAUCUCAGAGCAGCUGCAGCAGCUGCACCUGGGGAAUCAUUCGCGACAGGCAUCCCGGACCCCUCGCUCAGCUCCGAGGGUCACCCCUGCCACUCAGACAUCAGCAGCCAUUCCGAGUGAGCGACCUCGACGCCAGGCCCCGCCCCCGACGGACCAGGUAGCCAAUCAGAGCCGAGCCCGUCGGGGCGCCUCGCGUUGGGAUUACUCGCGCACCUAUGUGAGCGCCAACACCCAGACGCACGCGCACUGGCGCAUCGAGCUCAUCUUCCUGGCGCGGGGAGACGCGGAGCGCAACAUUUUCACAAGCGAGCGCUUGGUCACGAUCCACGAGAUCGAGAGAAAGAUUAUGGACCACCCGGGCUUCCGGGAGUUCUGCUGGAAGCCGCAUGAGGUGCUCAAGGACCUGCCUCUCGGCUCCUAUUCCUACUGCUCCCCGCCCAGCUCUCUCAUGACUUACUUCUUUCCCACCGAGAGGGGCGGCAAGAUCUACUAUGAUGGCAUGGGCCAGGACCUGGCGGAUAUCCGGGGCUCCCUCGAGCUGGCCAUGACUCACCCUGAGUUUUACUGGUAUGUCGACGAAGGCCUCUCGGUGGAUAAUCUGAAGAGCUCCCUCCUGCGCAGCGAGAUCCUGUUUGGAGCGCCGCUCCCCAACUACUACUCAGUGGACGAUCGCUGGGAGGAGCAGAGGGCCAAGUUUCAGAGCUUUGUGGUCACCUACGUGGCCAUGCUAGCCAAGCAGUCUACUAGCAAAGUCCAGGUCCUCUAUGGGGGGACGGACCUCUUCGACUAUGAGGUGCGCAGGACUUUCAAUAAUGACAUGCUUCUCGCCUUCAUCAGCAGCAGCUGCAUCGCUGCCCUUGUCUACAUCCUCACUUCCUGCUCAGUGUUCCUGUCCUUCUUCGGGAUUGCCAGCAUCGGCCUCAGCUGCCUGGUGGCACUCUUCCUCUACCAUGUGGUUUUUGGCAUCCAGUACUUGGGCAUCCUCAAUGGAGUGGCUGCCUUUGUGAUUGUGGGCAUUGGUGUGGAUGAUGUCUUUGUGUUCAUCAACACCUACCGCCAGGCCACCCACCUGGAAGACCCCCAACUGAGGAUGAUCCACACCAUCCAGACGGCAGGCAAGGCCACCUUCUUCACCUCACUGACCACUGCCGCUGCCUAUGCAGCCAACGUCUUCUCCCAGAUCCCAGCUGUGCAUGACUUCGGCUUGUUCAUGUCUCUCAUUGUGACCUGCUGCUGGCUGGCUGUGCUCUUCACCAUGCCUGCAGCCCUGGGCCUCUGGAGCCUCUACAUGGCACCUCUGGAAAGUUCCUGCCAGAGCAGCUGCCACCAGAAGUGCGGCCGCAAGAGCUCCUUGCAUUUCCCUGGGGACCUGUUUGCAGCUCCAGAGCGGGCUGGGGGUGGCCCUGCCCAGGGCCCCCUACCCUACCUGGAUGAUGACAUCCCCUUGCUGAAUGUCGAGGAUGAGCCAGUGUCUCUGGAGCUGGGAGACGUGUCGCUGGUGUCUGUGCCCUGUGAGGGUCUGCAGCCCGCCCCCGACGGGAACAGCAGGGGCCAGCUCCUCGCCCAGCUGCAAGAGCUGUUGUACCACUGGGUCUUGUGGGCAGCUGUCAAGAGCCGCUGGGUGAUUGUAGGACUCUUCGUCUCCAUCCUCAUCCUGUCCCUGGUGUUCGCCAGCCGGCUCCGCCCCGCCAGCCGGGCCCCACUGCUCUUCCGGCCUGACACCAACAUCCAGGUGCUGUUGGACCUCAAGUACAACCUGAGUGCUGAGGGCAUAUCCUGCAUCACCUGCUCAGGUCUUUUCCAGGAGAAGCCCCACAGCCUGCAGAACAAUGUCAGGACAUCCCUGGAGAAGAAGAAGCGAGGUUCUGGAGCUUCCUGGGCCAGCCGGCCUGAGGCCACUGCGCAGGAGUCCAUGAGCACCGUGUACAUCUCCAAAGUGAAGAGCAAAGGCCGUCCGGCUGUCUACAGGCUAUCCCUCAACGCCAGCCUGCCAGCCCCCUGGCAAGCCGUGUCCCCUGGAGAUGGAGAGGUGCCAUCCUUCCAGGUGUAUAGAGCGCCUUUUGGUGACUUCACCAAGAAGCUGACCGCUUGUAUGUCUACAGUAGGGCUGCUCCAGGCGGCGAGCCCCUCCCGCAAGUGGAUGGUGACGGCCUUGGCCUGCGAUGCCAAGCGGGGCUGGAAGUUUGACUUCAGCUUUUACGUGGCCCCCAAGGAGCAGCAGCACACCCGGAAGCUGUACUUUGCUCAGUCUCACAAGCCCCCCUUCCACGGGCGCCUGUGUGUGGCUCCGCCUGGGUGCUUGCUCAGCUCCAGCCCUGAUGGGCCCACCAAAGGCUUCUUCUAUGUGCCUAGUGAGAAAGUUCCCAAGGCCCACAUCUCUGCCACCUUUGGCUUCAACCCUUGUGUGAACACAGGCUGUGGGAAGCCAGCAGUGCGGCCACUGGUGGAUACCGGGGCCAUGGUCUUCGUGGUCUUCGGUAUCAUUGGCAUCAACCGCACACAGCAGAUGGACAACCACGUUAUCGGGGACCCGGGCAGCGUCGUCUAUGACAGCAGCUUUGACCUCUUCAAAGAAAUCGGACACCUGUGUCGCCUCUGCAAGGCCAUCGCGGGCAACUCGGAGCUGGUGAAGCCAGGCGGGGCCCAGUGCUUGCCCUCAGGGUACAGCAUCUCCUCCUUCCUGCAGAUGUUGCACCCAGAGUGCAAGGAGCUGCCUGAGCCCAACCUGUUGCCAGGGCAGCUGUCCCACGGGGCGGUGGGUGUCAAGGAGGGCCGUGUGCAGUGGAUCUCCAUGGCCUUCGAGUCGACCACGUACAAGGGCAAGUCCUCCUUCCAGACCUACUCGGACUACCUGCGAUGGGAGAGCUUCCUCCGGCAGCAGCUGCAGACCUUCCCCGAGGGCUCAGCCCUGCGCCGAGGCUUCCAGACCUGUGAGCACUGGAAGCAGAUCUUCAUGGAGAUCAUAGGGGUACAGAGCGCCCUGUACGGCCUGGUCCUCUCGCUGCUCAUCUGUGUGGCCGCGGUGGCUGUGUUCACCACCCACGUCCUCCUCCUGCUGCCCGUGCUUCUUAGUAUCCUGGGCAUCGUCUGCCUCGUGGUGACCAUCAUGUACUGGAGUGGCUGGGAGAUGGGUGCCGUGGAGGCCAUCUCCCUUUCCAUCCUGGUUGGCUCCUCUGUGGAUUACUGUGUCCACCUAGUAGAAGGCUACCUGCUAGCUGGGGAGAACCUACCCCCCCACCAGGCCGAGGAUGCCAGCUCUCAGCGCCAGUGGAGAACGCUGGAGGCUGUUCGGCACGUCGGCGUGGCUAUCGUGUCCAGCGCCCUCACCACUGUCAUCGCCACGGUCCCGCUCUUUUUCUGCAUUAUCGCCCCAUUUGCCAAGUUCGGGAAGAUUGUGGCACUCAACACAGGCGUGUCCAUCCUCUACACACUCACCGUCAGCACCGCCCUGCUGGGUAUCAUGGCCCCCGGCUCCUUCACCCGGACCAGGACUUCCUUCCUCAAGGCCCUGGGUGCUGUGCUGCUGGCCGGAGCCUUAGGGCUGGGUGCCUGUCUCGUGCUCCUGCGCAGUGGCUACAAGAUCCCCCUGCCCAGCGGGGCUAUGCUAUAGCCCUGUGUUCGCAUCCUGACUCAUGCAUCUCACCCCGCAGCCGAGGAUGAGGGGAUCGGAGACUCAGAGGCUCUUUGUUUUCUGGCCCAGUCCCAACUAGUUCCGCUCACAGGCUUCGUGGAACUGGGACUCAGAGCUGUGUGGGUCCACCACCUUCAUCACAGCUCAGACUGGGUGUGAAGUCAGACAACCCCAUACUGUCUGGGCUAUAGCCCCCACACUGAGGUCUGCCUGGCAGUGGAGGAUACUGGCCCUCCUUCCAUACCGAGUCACCACUGAGCAGGUGGCUUCCUACCAGGGCCUCCUCUCACACUGCUUCGGUGUCAUGACCUGCUUGGGUGCGCAUUUCAGGACUCCCACUCUACAGAUGUGGAAACUGAGGCACCAGGAGGCGGGGACUGCCCUGUGGCUGGAUCAGGGCAGAGCCAGAGUUGCCUAGGAGCACAGGCCUCCCUGGGCCUUUGCAGGAAGAGCACAGUGGAUCCAGGGGGUGCACAACCCCUGAACCACACCCCUCAGCUUUAUGCAGCCAGUGCUUGAUGGCCUUGUGAUCCUCGUGGCCCGGUCUGUAUCCAGGCCAGCACAGACAGAGGCACUUCCUGGGGUCAUGCAUGUCCUAGCCCCAGCCCCAGCCUCCAGGGAGCCUAAAAAUCCCUCCCUGGAGUUCUGGCUCAGCCACCCCCACGGAUCCCAAGCCUCCUCUCCAUCACCUGACUGAGAAUGGAUGACUCGUGUGUGGUGAGGUGCUGCACGCACGCACGAACACACGCACGCACGCACGGGGAGGAGCUGGCUGCGCCAGCCGCCUGCUCACAGCAGAUGGUCCCUAUUAAAGUGAGCCGAAACUGCAGACCGCUGCUAUUAACACAAGCAUUUUCAGCCUCGCUGCCUCCAUCAUGUUCUUAAAAUUGAAAUAACUAAGUGUUCACACGCAGCCUGGCACAGAGGGUGGUACCGGACCUGGACAGGCACGGAGGUGGAUGGGGGUGUCCAGUACAGAGAUGGGGCACUCUGGGCUCAGUGGGAGGCUGGGGCCUCCCAGUGGGAGGUGGGGCUCAGGAGAUGCCUCUGACUUUAUGGGGCCCAUCCAGUCCACAGUUGGGCAUCUCUGAAAGCCUGGCAUUUUGUGACAGCUACUGACCUUCCUGGGAAUAGACAUGUGGCCCUUGGGUUCUCUAAAGCUGGACACAGCUUGAGCUGGGACAGAUCCCAGAUGGGGAGAAAGGAGUCCAGGGUGGUCUACAUACCAGCUCACCUGGUCACUAGUAGAUAUUGAAGGGAGAGCUGGGGUGCAAGGCAGAUACCACUGUGUCCUUGUCUAGUGUACAUCUGGCAUGGCUUGGUGCCCAGUGUUUGUUGAGGGAGUAUCAAACCUUUGGACCCACCGUCCACAGUGGAGGAAUGAAAUGAUCACUGGUAUAGGCUGGCAUGUAACACAGCAGAUGCUCUUCUUGGAGUUGGUGUUUGUUUCCUGAGGGGCCAUGAUGGCACCACAGAUGUCUGCAGCAGAAGAGGGUCCUCGGCUGUGAUAGUCAGGCUGUUCCCUCUGGGAAUCCAAAGAGGGAAUCUGGUCCAGCACCCUCCCCUUGGCUGCUGGGUAUCUGCUGGCCUCCAUGUGCCUAUCAUUUUAUGUCCUUGUCCCUCUCUAAGAGGGACAUCUGUCGUGCUGGAUUUGGCCUCAUCCUAAUGACUCCAUCUUACCCUUGUUGGCUUCGGAGACCCCACCCCUAAUAAACUGUCUGUGAGGACUAGACAUUAGGACCAUAGCAUACAUGGGAGCAGGGCAGUCACACACAAGAGUCUGGUCUUUUUCUUUUCUUUUUUUUUUUUUCAGGGAAGGGGGAUGGGGGAGUUCAAGACAGGGUUUCUCUGUGUAGCCUGGCUGUCCUGGAAUUCGCUCUUUAGGGCCACCUUCCUCUGCCUCAAGAGUACUUGGAACUAAAGGCAUGCACUACCAUGCCCAGCAGGAGUCAGAUCUUUUUCUAAUCAUCAGGUGUAGGUGAUGCAUUCAAGGGAGCCAAUGCAUGAGAGAUGGGUUUUUUCUGGAUCACGAGCCAGAUGUGGAGCCUAAGUGUGUCCCCAAAGUGCAUCAUCAACCAUCAAGGCACAUAACCUCUCACAAAGGCAGACUAUAUUCCUAGGGGGUUGGAGGCUGCAGUCAGAUCAAGGGGCCUGUUCUUGAACUCCUGAAGCAAGUUCUUGGAUCUGCUUAUCACACUCUCCUCUUGGUAAAGCUGGAACCCUGGGAGGCCUGUCACUGGGAGGAAGGUCUCAGGGAACAGGCUGGCUCUGACUGGGGGCUUCUGGAGCCCGCUGUGUGGCGCCCACAUAUACAGGGUCCUUCUAUCUGACCACAACGUGGAGUGUGGUGCUAAUGGUAUGUCAAGAGAGUUGGAGAGGGCUUGGAAAACUGACAGCGUGUCCCAGAAGGACUGAUGUCUCCAAGACCUUGUCCUGGUGACUUCCCAAUAACCCAGUUUAAUGUAGAGCUGGGUCAUUUACAUGCUGUCCACAUGGCACUCGCUCACUUGAGGAGAGCCCUGCCUGGUCCAUUACUUUAAUGGAAUAGCUCAUUCUUCCCUGAACCUCAGCCUUUUCAGAGAGCUGUGGGGAUGCUGCAUAGGUGGGCUGAGGAUGGAGAAAACUGUGGCUCAGGCUCCCUAGCCUCUGGGCAACUCUGUGACCCUUGGGACUCCUGUAAGUCAGCCUCUGAUUUACAGAUGAGCAGUCUGGUUAUCAGGGAGGGUAAGUGCCUGUGGCACCACUGGCUUCUGACCAGGCUUGCUGUCUCCUCCAAGGAUGGCAAUCUCCACAUCCAAUUGUAGCGUCUCAGCCAUACUUGCCUGCCUUCCUCCCUGGAGCCCCUGUAUAGUGACUGAUAGACCCACUUCCCACCUGGCUCUCCCCGGGGAGGGGUAGACAUGGGAGAAGGAGGUGGUGACAGUUUGGGUGCUCUAGGGAGCUUGGGCCACGCAGCUGUCUGCCUCUUUGAUCCCCUUCAUCUUUGUGACUGCUGGCACCACCAGGUCCCAGAGGCACCAGCUCCCAUGAACACAGGCUUGACCUUCCUCUGACGCCAAUGUGGGCUGCAACCUUAAUGAGCUUCGCUGAGCUUAAUGAGAUCUUUGUUCACUUGAGCUCAGCAACCAGCCCGGGGGGGCCCCAGGGUGUGCAGGCAUCGGUGUGCCAAGGUGACAGUCCUCUGUGUGGAGGAGGGGCCAAGGGCACGAGGGGGUCUGAGGGGGGUGGGAAAUCCCUACACCCACCAAAGGCCCCUUGACCCACCUCUCCAUCAAGAGCAGUUGCCAACGACAGCUGCUUUUAAGGGGUGCCUACUCUACUUUUAAAGAUUGUUCCCUGUCCCUUGAGAAUCCUCAGUGUGCCUCACAAAAGUGCCUUUGUCUUGUCCCAUUAAGGAAGCUGCAGACAGAGAUGUGUCCCUGUCCUCUUCCCUAGUUGACCACAAGCUUUGAGAAUGGAUAGGACUGUGCCCACCUCCCCCGUCUGCCAGAGGAUGCUGUGUUUCCUCCCGGGGUGGAGGCAGGUACAACGACAGUCUUUCCCAACAGAAGCCCGCUCUCUAUCUGCCUGGAAGAUUUAAAAGUUUGGUGAUGAGGCUGUGGGAAGGCAGGUUCUCGGGGAUCUCCUGUUGGAGUGCAUAAUCUGCUCAGCCAUGCAGGACUGUUUGUCAGUAGCAGAAUUAUAGCCAUGCCACCCUUGGAUUCAUCACCCCUGCCCCUGCGAAUUGAUCUUGCAGGUAAACUUAACCCUUGACGAGUGCAGAAGGUAUGCACUGAAGAUUAGUCUGGCUUAUCAAAGUGCCAGAGCCCACCACAUCCAUCAGCACUGGAACAGGGGGAGUGAGCGCCAUAGGUCUGUGCUCUGCAACUGAAAAUUAAGAGGGAGCUUCCUCAGUGCUGGGAUGGAAAAAUUGCCAAGGGAGAUUAAAUGAGAGAGGAGGUUGUAAAACUGGGAUACACUAGCUUAUGUGUUUGAACAAUAUCCAAGCAGGUGAGAACCUGUACUUGUUUUUUGUUUGCAUGUGCAUUAAAUAAUUCUGGAGAACAAUACAAGGAGAAACCGAAA
Messenger RNA from Peromyscus maniculatus bairdii (prairie deer mouse), 8389 nucleotides. RefSeq names its product dispatched RND transporter family member 3 (gene Disp3). Lineage: Eukaryota; Metazoa; Chordata; Mammalia; Rodentia; Cricetidae. The record is from RefSeq and is a predicted model, not a curated record. Gene Ontology annotation, cellular component: cytoplasm.